AUGAAUCCGUAUGAAGAACUAAUUGUCGCCUUUCUAUUCGUAUCAAUUACCAUUUUAGUUUUCUAUAUUUUCCGAAAACUACUGGAAAAACGAAAACGAAAAUCCAUUAAUGAUUCGACAUCGGCGAAAAGUGGUCACUACUGGACGCGAGUCAGUUUUGAUGAUCGAGGUUUUUACUGUGCCUGGUGUAAAACGCACUUAUAUUCUGGUUACGAAUGUGAUUACUGCACACUUAAAGUCGAUGAGGUUAGCCUAUCUACGAUUCAGAUACCAGGAAACAUCGAUUCGGAUAAAUUUUGUUUCAUUUGUAAUGAACUAUGUGGUGGUGGUGUCACUUUGCAAGACUUCGCUUGUUGUUUUUGUUGGCGUGUGAUCCAUACAUCGUGUAUGAUGAGAAAUUUCUCGGAAGAUUGUGAUUUUGGUCCAUACCGUUAUUUCACUUUACCUCCUACCAGUAUUUGCACUAAGCGAAGCGGGAAACGAACGGUCAUAGAACGCGUAAUUUUGCCUGAAGAAGAGGAUUUUAAGCCUAUUAUCACUCUAGUAAACACUAUUUGUGGUUCUUGUACAGGACGGAAUGUAUAUAGAAGUUUCCUCCGUCACCUUCAUCCGAGACAGGUCAUCGAUAUACAGAAAGAAAAUAUCAAGGCAGCUCUACAGUGGAUUGAAGAACAUCCAGAGGUACUUGUUGUUGCUGGUGGUGAUGGGACGAUCUCAAUCGUUGCUAUUCUUCCACUCGGAACUGGUAAUGAUCUUUCUCGAGUGCUGGGAUGGGGCGCUGGGACGAAUGGGGAGGGUAUGAUUUCUUUCGUUUUCAAGUAUUUGAAUGACGUUUUCGCUGCUGAAGUGCAGAAAUUGGACAGGUGGAACAUCAUAAUUAAAUCGAAGAACCAGGUUUGGCUCUUAUCUGGAGUUUUGAUUACAAACAAGAGAAUGACCAAUUACGUCUCUAUUGGAGUUGACGCUAGUGUCACCUUUGGUAUGCAGUCAACUCGUAAGUCGAUACCGAGAGCCAUGAGUAGCAGGUUUCUGAAUAAAUUUCUCUUCUUCUCGUUUGGUACCAAAGACGUUUUCACUCGAACAUGCAAAGGUCUCCGAGAUAAAAUUUCACUUUAUUUGGAUGGCAGGUUAGUAAAGCUGCCAGAAAUUGAAGGUCUCGUGUUUCUGAAUAUUCAUUGUUGGGGCGCAGGCGUACAGCCAUGGAAAUAUGCUGAAGGUGAAUAUCCUCAAAAACUAGACGAUGGAAUUUUUGAAGUUUUUGCUGUAACCUCUUCUUUUCAUAUAGCACAAAUGCAGCCCCUAAUCUGGCUUGCGUUCAUAGGUCGUGCGAGACUUGACACUCUAGUCGCUUCGUACAUGGUUACGUUCGGGAAUAUUUCUGUUUGA
Angiostrongylus costaricensis is the source of this 1386-nucleotide messenger RNA. Lineage: Eukaryota; Metazoa; Nematoda; Chromadorea; Rhabditida; Metastrongylidae. The record is from the annotation of a GenBank genome assembly.